This is a messenger RNA of Echinostoma caproni, 789 nucleotides long. Lineage: Eukaryota; Metazoa; Platyhelminthes; Trematoda; Plagiorchiida; Echinostomatidae. The record is from the annotation of a GenBank genome assembly.
GAUCUUGGUGCUCAUUUCCUUCCCUUAUUAAAACGUCUCGCUACUGGCGAGUGGUUUACCAGUCGCACUUCUGCUUGCGGAUUGUUCAGUGUGAUCUAUCAGCACUCACCCAGUGCGGUUCGAGCCGAUCUCAGACAAUUGUUCCGUCAGUUGUGCAACGAUGACACUCCGAUGGUGAGGCGUGCUGCAGCCAAUCGCCUGGGAGAAUUUGCUCGUUGCCUCGAAUUGGAGUCACUGCGAACCGAUUUGCUUCCACUUUUGCCCCAGCUGACCCAACAAGAUGAUCAGGAUUCGGUCCGUUUGUUAGGCGUGAAUGCGUGUGUGGAUUUUGCGGAGGUCCUGCCCACCGAAGAUGUCCUUACGCAUGUAAUCCCCGUAAUUCGUGGUGCGGCAGAGGAUAAAUCAUGGCGCGUACGUUACCAAUUGGCGGAUCAUAUCACUGAUUUACAAGCCGCUGUAAAACCACAAAUAACCUCACAACAUUUGGUCGAUGUGUAUCAAUCUCUUCUCAAAGAUCCCGAGGGCGAGGUACGUGCUGCAGCUGCUGGAAAGCUGAAAACUUUUGCGGCCGCUUUGGCUCCGGAAACCCGGGAAACCGUAAUUAUGAAGAAUCUGCUUCCAAUUAUCCGCGAAAUGGUUAGUGAAACGAACUUACAAGUAAAAACUGCAUUGGCUGGCGUGAUGAUGGCUCUGGCUCCAUUACUUGGGAAAGAAAACACGUUAGAACAUCUGCUUCCGCUAUUCCUCGUUCAGUUGAAGGACGAAAAUCCUGAUGUAAGUCACUCGUAA